GCGGCCGAGAACAAACGGGACAUUGAGCGCGCGGGGCCACUCGGCGGGGCCGGCGGGCGUCGAGGCGGGAGCAGCGGCCCAGCCCGGCCAUGAGGGGCGCCGGGACCCCGCUCUGCCUGCUGCUGCUCGCCCAGCUGUCGCGGACGCAGCCCCCCGAGAGACCUGUUUUCACAUGUGGCGGAACUCUUACUGGAGAGUCUGGGUUUAUUGGCAGCGAAGGCUUUCCUGGAGUGUACCCUCCAAACAGCAAAUGCACUUGGAAAAUCACAGUUCCGCAGGGGAAAGUGGUGGUCCUCACCUUCCGGUUCAUAGACCUGGAGAGCGACAACCUGUGUCGCUAUGACUUCGUGGAUGUGUACAACGGCCACGCGGGCGGCCAGCGGCUCGGCCGCUUCUGCGGCACCUUCCGGCCGGGCGCCCUGGUGUCCAGCGGCAACAAGAUGAUGGUGCAGAUGAUCUCCGACGCCAACACGGCCGGGAACGGCUUCAUGGCCAUGUUCGCCGCCUCUGAGCCCAACGAGAGAGGGGAUCAGUACUGUGGGGGACGCCUCGAGAGACCUUCCGGCUCCUUGAAAACGCCCAACUGGCCUGAGCGGGACUAUCCGGCAGGCGUCACGUGUGUGUGGCACAUUGUGGCCCCCAAGAACCAGCUGAUCGAGUUAAAGUUCGAGAAGUUUGACGUGGAGCGAGAUAACUACUGCCGCUACGAUUACGUGGCCGUGUACAACGGCGGCGAGGUCGACGACGCCAGGAGGAUUGGCAAGUUCUGCGGGGACAGCCCACCCGCGCCCAUUGUAUCUGAGAAAAACGAACUUCUCAUUCAGUUUUUAUCAGACUUGAGUUUAACCGCAGAUGGCUUCAUCGGUCACUACAAAUUCAGGCCCAAAAAAUCACCUACAACGACGGCUCCCCCCAUCACCACCCCCGUCCCCGUGACCACAGGUCUGAAGCCCACCGUGGCCCAGUGUCAGCAGAAGUGCAGGCGCCCCGGCUCCCUGGAGAGCAAUUACUGCUCAAGUAACUUCGUGCUGGCCGGGACGGUCAUCAGCACGGCGGCACGAGGGGGCAGCCUGCUGGCCACGGUGGCCAUCAUCAGCAUCUCCAAGGAGGGCGGCCUGGCCAUCCAGCAGGCCGGCAAGAACAUGAGCGCCAAGCUCCUGGUGGUCUGCAGGCAGUGCCCCGCGCUCCGCAGAGGCCUGAAUUACAUCAUCAUGGGCCAGGUGGGCGAGGACGGGCGCGGCCGAGUUCUGCCCAGCAGCUUCGUGAUGAUGUUCAAGGCCAAGAACCAGAAGCUCCUGAACACCCUGAAGAGCAAGCGCUGUCCGCACUGACCCGUGCCGGCUGCUCCCGGGAGAGGCGGGACCUCGCGGCUGACUGCGAAGUGUCUCCGCGGGCUGGCUCAGCCGGGCGCACGCUCCGGAGAGGGGGCUCAGGAGCCGGAGGAGACGGCAAGAAAGAGGUUUCGAGAGUGCGAUAUUUAUAGUGACGCUGGUCCCUUUCACGCUGCGCUCGGUCACCCGUUCCUGCCUGUCUUGAAAGCCCAGCCCUAGUAAAACCAUCUCUGAGCGAGUGGCACUGCCAGCCCUGAUGUCCGCGUGCCGUGGGGCCCGUGUGGCGGAGAGCGUGACCCCGUGUC
Messenger RNA from Sorex araneus (European shrew), 1636 nucleotides. It is a transcript of the gene PCOLCE2, whose product is annotated as procollagen C-endopeptidase enhancer 2. Gene Ontology annotation, molecular function: protein binding. The coding region runs from base 90 to 1331 and encodes 413 amino acids. Lineage: Eukaryota; Metazoa; Chordata; Mammalia; Eulipotyphla; Soricidae. The transcript is spliced from 9 exons. The record is from RefSeq and is a predicted model, not a curated record.